GAGAGAUCACGCCAGGGAGGAAAACGAAGAGAGCCUGCGCGACCGAGUCACCAACGACUCAGCUGGUGCGGAGGCUCCGUGUAUUGACCGAAUUAUCCUCCAGAAGUUGGAACUGAUUCAGAAGGGGACGACAGUGUGGAGAAGCUGAUGUACCGUGGGACUUGGGACGUAUCAUUCAAUGACGCUUCUCUGAAAUGUUGAGCUACUUUCCUCAGGUGAGUCAUGAAGUUCCAAACACAAGUUCCCAGUAGCUCUCGGAAGACCACGGGUUCGUACGCUAUGGCCGGCGAGACAGGUUCUUCUUCUGGUGACAGCAAUGCAGUAUUUUCGGGUGGACAGGUUCCAGAGAGUCCGGUUCCGAGGUCGACAUGUCAUUCCAGAGGAAAUCAGGAAUUCAUUGAGGAGCUCAGAACCAAAGCCGACGAGCUCGAUAGGCUUUUUGCCGAGCAGAAGCUUCGGAUGUCCGACGAUCAGUUCGUUUCCAGACGGAGGAGUACAGAUUCCAAUAGCCACGUGAUUCCUGCUCGAGUUCAGGAGAAGCAAAUCAUGACCGAGUCGAUGAGGAGUUCUAGCGGCGGGACAAGGUUUGGCGCCUCCCCAUCUCUGAAGAUGGUAGGUGAUCGGGAGGACUAUGCCAGUACUUAUAGGCAAGAUAUGUCGGCUAAUCUGAGGGGGGAAUUCUAUGACGAGUACAUGGGGAGACGGGACACGAAACUGAGACAAGAAGGGGGAUACAAAAGGGCACUGAAGGAGGCGAGGUUGAAGGACAUGCAGGCCGACCUUGAAAUGAAUAUUUCAGAGUUGAAAGCCAGAUUUUCUGGGCCGGUCGAAGGACCGGAUUCAAAUUCUGGCAUGCGGUCGCGUAUUGAGAAGCUGCGAUCAUUCAAUAUUCGGUUGACCACGAGAAUGGAUGAGCAUACGAGAGCAUUAUUCCCUGGCGAAGCAGAGAAUUAUCCGGAUGGGCAGAACGAAGCUUCUCCUGGAGAAAAUUCUUCCAGGGGCUCUGCAACCAAGAAGCAUUUUUCACCUAUUCAAGAUCAGUCUUCCUCAAAACCUCAGACAACCACAGUGCCUGUCCCUCGGCCUUCCUUAAAACCAGCCAACUCCAUUUCUGGAAGGCGAAGGCCGCAAUCCGAAAGCACUCUUGUGCGGUCACUUCCUGUCGUUCCCAAUUUCUCCAAUAUGAAGAAAGAGAACAAAAAACCUGCUCCAGGACUCGGUCGAACAGCGCCCCGCCCCCGAGACAGGAGCUUCCCCAGAAGCAAAAGCACAGGAGAAGAGAAAAAAGUAUAUUGUGCACAGGAAAAGAAGACACGGGAAUCUCAGGCGACGAGGAAAAACUCUUCCAGUCCAUUAGAGUCCAAGAAUUUGUCUGCUUGGAACUCCAAUGGGGCCAUCUUGGAGUCGGUGAGAUUCGAUGAAGAAUGCAUUCGUCCCGGUCUAAAUGAGGGACUUGUCAAAAGUGCUGAUUCGGAGGCGGCCUUCCCUAGUAACAGCGGUAAUUCGGAAUAUGACGAUGAUUUUGGCGCUUUAGCAUCGGAGACUGCUGACAUGGCUAACAAAACUGAAGAUGAAGAGAUCAAAAACCAAGAAGGCAGAUAUCAUGCCACCGUAGAUGAUGGAUUUUCAGGAUCUCCCCAUGGCGACUCAAUAGGAUCUCAUUCCGAUUUCAUGUCCGUUUCGAUGCUGCCAAGGUAUUCCCAACAUGACUUAUCAGAAAUUGAUGCUUCUGUUGAUUCCUCAGUUGGAAGCCCCGUAUCCUGGUGGCCUCAACCAAUAGUCCAUGCGGAGACUGGUCUUGCUCGAACAAGAAAGAAGUGGGGGAAUGCCCUGCAACCCAAUCUCGCCGGUGAUUCUUGCCAGAAUGAAUCUUCCAAGGAUGCGAAGAAAGGUUUUUGGUUGCUGAAGUUCGGAAGAAGUCAUGUGGCGGAGAGCUCGGCCAAUAGGGUAUCUGCAUUGACAUCGGAUGGAGAUAACGCUAUUGAAGACAGGUGUGGUCCUUCUCCCAAGAGAUCACUCGAACACUUGAGGCAGCCUGUUACAGGUUUUCCGCCGGAUCAUUCUUGCAGUGUUAGCUUUAGUGCAAGCAAUUUGUACCAGGAACAAGUUCAAGCCCUAAAGAUCUCUAGCCCAGCCCCACCAGAAGAAUUCAAGCUGAAAGAUGAUCCCCAAUCACUGUCAGGAAGCUCUCUCAAAGCACCACGGUCGUUUUUCUCACUUCCGUCUUUCCGAAGCAAGGGAAGAGACUUGAAGGUUUACCACUGAGUCACUGAACUCCUAAUGAGAGGAUUCUGAUUUUUCCCUUUUCACCGGUUCGGAGUCAAGGAGGAAUGCUUGCUAGAUGCAGGUGUUUAGCGAGGCAUGCUUUAAGAAGUUGAAUAUGCUGUAUGUUGUGUUGAAGUUCUCACACGGCACGGCACCAAAUCUGAUCUUGGUAUUGUAUAGGACGUAUUUAUUCCGUAUGUGAAGUAUGUAUCAGAAAAUGGAACUGUUCUGUUAUCGAUUAGUAGGAGUUCGGCAAGUGAAUAUGGAUGAUGUGAUUACAUUACAAGCAAGUGCUGUAUUUUUUGCAUAUCAUUUGCUCAACUUGCUUCCCUCUGCUGUAUCACGAGACUCACCAGUGGCCCGGAAAC
Molecule: messenger RNA, 2633 nt
Organism: Rhodamnia argentea
Lineage: Eukaryota; Viridiplantae; Streptophyta; Magnoliopsida; Myrtales; Myrtaceae
Exons: 4
Coding region: 223-2265 (680 amino acids)
Source: RefSeq, a predicted model, not a curated record